Messenger RNA from Amorphotheca resinae ATCC 22711, 1083 nucleotides. RefSeq lists its product as hypothetical. Lineage: Eukaryota; Fungi; Ascomycota; Leotiomycetes; Helotiales; Amorphothecaceae. The record is from RefSeq and is a predicted model, not a curated record. The transcript is spliced from 10 exons. The coding region runs from base 1 to 1083 and encodes 360 amino acids. Gene Ontology annotation, molecular function: methyltransferase activity.
AUGAUCGAAGGCAAGUCUCCAGUGCCUGUGAAGGAUCCGCAUGCCACCAAAUAUGUCGAUGGCACCGAGGAUCCCACUCACAUUUCAGGCGUCCUGGGCAAGGGAAACCUGAAAGGAUCUAAGAAGGCAACAUCCUUUCAUUAUUAUCCACAAACUGGUGAUUUGACAUACUCAAAUUCGAAAUAUCCGCCAGAUUAUUACACGUCGGACAGACACGAAGUUGACUUAGCGUGCGAUAUCAAUGAUUAUGGCUGCGAAGCCGAUGUGGUUGACCCUCCCUUGAUACUCGCUAUCGAAGAACUCGGUAGAACAUAUCACGGCUAUGGCUGCAAGGAGGAUUGGGCACCUAAUGAUGGGCUGGCUAAGGAAGUGCAGAACAUGGUCGCACCCCUUGGAUACAAUACUCAGCUCAUUCUUGACUUGGGCACUGGUACGGGAGCUUGGGCUAAUGAGAUUGCGGACAUCUGUCCGUGGUCCCAAGUUGUCGGUCUCGAUAAUUCGCCAAUGUGGCUCGACGAAACCCCGAACGAAGCCCCCAACGCCUGGUUCCUGAUUGAAGACAUAAAUUCGGAAGACUACAAAGAAGACGAGGAGAUAUACGACUAUGUACACGGGCGAGGGCUUUCUGGUAGUAUCCAGGACUGGCCUGGGCUAAUUGGCAAAUGUUACAAGGCGCUCAAGCCAAAUGGAUUGGUUGAGUUUUCCGGAUCCGAUAUUGGUUUCUCAUCAUUUUGUAUUCCAAACCAACUACUAUGUGAGUGGGCCAAUUUAUUAAUUGAUACUGGCGAGGAGAUGGGCAUGACCUUUGAUGUAAGCUCUAAGCUGGCCGAGUGGUUAGAGGCGGCCGGAUUUAUUGAGGUUAAAGUGGAGGAAAUUGCUGUUCUAGUCGGCAGAGACACCAAAAUUGGCCAGCUAAAUCUAGACAGACUGUGCCGAGGACUUUUUGAUCUAUCUGCGAGGCGCUUUUCGAACGUAUUAGGGUGGACCCUUCAAGAAAUUGAAGUGUAUCUUGCCCACGUACGAAAUGAGCUCCUGAGAAAUGAGAAGUACAUUACUCAGUAUAACAAGUUUUAUGCCGUGUAG